Molecule: messenger RNA, 3393 nt
Organism: Ostrinia furnacalis (Asian corn borer)
Lineage: Eukaryota; Metazoa; Arthropoda; Insecta; Lepidoptera; Crambidae
Product: sorting nexin-4-like
Exons: 7
Biological process (GO): positive regulation of autophagosome assembly; protein transport
Cellular component (GO): SNARE complex; plasma membrane; early endosome membrane
Molecular function (GO): phosphatidylinositol-3-phosphate binding
Source: RefSeq, a predicted model, not a curated record
GUGCUAUACGCGUGGCGUAAAUCCGACACAACCGACCCAGAGUUUGUGGAGCGCCGCCGUGCGGGACUCGAGAACUUUCUGCUGCGGGUCGCGUCACACCCGAGGCUUUGCUUCGACGAUCAGUUCAUCAACUUCUUGCAGCAAGAACAUGGCUGGCGGGAGACCAUCACGGAGAGCGGUUACAGAUUACAAGCAGAAAAUAAGCUGAAAUCAUUGUCAGUGUCAAUCAGACUGAAAAAACCAGACCCAGAGAUUGACAGCGUCAAGAACUACGGCCGGCAACUCGAAACAAAUCUAGGCAACUUUCUGUAUACUAGGUCAAAAAUUAUGGAGAAGAACUAUGCCCUGUGUAAACUUCAUGCGAACUAUGGGAAAUUAUUCAGUGAAUGGAGUGUGAUAGAGAAAGAAAUGGGAGAUGGCUUGCAGAAGGCUGGACAUUAUUUUGAUUCAAUAGCAGACAGCAUAGACUCAGUAGCGGAAGACGAGGAGCAACUAGCCGACCAGUUAAAGGAGUAUUUAUUCUACGCAGGCGCAUUGCAGCAGCUGUGCGCUAACCACGAGGCGCUGCAACGUGCGUUAGAGUUGGCGCACGACACACUCAACAACAGAAUAGCGGAACGCAACCGCGCCGCGGCCGGCAAGUCGGGGCUACUGUCGCGCCUGUUCGGCACCACCGACCCCGACAUCGUGCGCGACCAGGCCACGCGCGCGCUCGACGCCAAGAUACACGACGACCGCGCCGCGAUACAGGUUGCGCAGCGGGACCUCGAGGAGUUUACGAAGAAAGCGGCGGUAGAAAUAGAACAUUUCCAGAAGCAAAAAGACAAAGACAUCCACGAGUCCUUAGUGGCCUUCAUCACGCUACAGGUCAAAGCUGCGAAAAAGAACCUUCAAGCGUGGACGCAAAUAAGAGAGUGUCUACAAAACAUGCCCUGAGCGUGGUCACCCGUAUCGCGGCAUCUUCUUUCCAAGUGUGCACAGAAGCGUGAAGGCACUUUAUUUAGAGGCAAGUUAAUUUUAAUGAACACUAGAAAAACCAUGUACAGUUAGCGUGGAAAACAUGCAUGUAGCUUUACCAUGAGUUUACGUUAAACGUCAUGAGUGACUCAAAAAAUCUAUGAAGAUUUUAGUUUAUUACAGUAACCGCUAGGGGCAGUGUACAAUCUGUCACACAUUUCUUGUCAUUUUUACGUUGUCCCUAAUGAGCACAUCUAAUUUAAACUCAUGGUAAGCACACUGAACCCUGUGAAAAAGACAAUUGGUUGGUAACAGAUUUAUAUUGGAGGACAUUUUAAGUGAGUGCGCGUGGGGACUGCUUUUAUAGCUUUCAAUUGUCAGAUAGUAAGUAUUAAUACGAAGAAAAAGUCUAUGGCAUAUUAUUGUUACGGUCUCCCAAUGAUAAUCGAUUUUCCUGUAAGUUCUAGUAAAAGUCCUUAUACAGACAGAAGAUAUAACAAACGAAACUCAAAACUGAAUUCAAGUCAAACCUGUGAUUGUCAAAACAAAAGUUAAAGUGUGAUUUUCAAUAUUUAGAACUGAUAGAUCAAUAAGUUCUAAAUAUUGAAAAUCACACAUCUUUACUAAAGUGUAGAAUCGUAUGUAGUAUCUUUUUAUACUGUCUGCUGCAGAGUUAUAACAUUCCUUAUCACUAGAAAUUAAGGUUUUAAUUUGAACAGCUGUACAUAUGGUGCCUUAUCACAAGAUUGCCUGACGAUUACUUCUGACAAUUGGAAGCCAGCCCUCGUGAACAAUGUAACACACUAGGAUAGAUUCUAAACAAUUUUAUACGGUGGUUUUCACGAUGUGUUUUGAUGAUUUAGCUUAUUUUAUAGAAAGCCUUUUUUUUCGUGUAGGUAUCGUUCUAAAAAGCACGAGCGCUUGCGGUGUGUCAAAAUGUUAUAUUACGAUCAAACCAAAGAAAAUAAAUAUACAGGGUGUUGAUUUCAAUCCUCUAUCAUGACUUAUAAACGCAUAUCCAUAAAAAAAUACAAACGAAAGUAUAAUUUUUAGCGAAUAUUUUCCUUGUGACAUCAACUGUACUCUAGCUCGCAAUACUGCAAUACGUUUACACUGCGGCACCAUCGAGCUACGCGGAUCGCUCGCUUAUCAUGUCGGAUAGUACUACUGGAAGCCACGUAAAGUAGGUAGUGUAAAUAGGUAUUUUUCUUUGACUAAUUAAAGUUAAAGUUCGUUUUAAUUUUUUUCGAAGUCAAUUUUUUACUGAUCAGAUUUUUGUGAUCAGAAUAAGCUACUUAAUCAACUCCCUAAAUAUGGCGAGGAUUGAAAUCAACACCCUGUAACUAUAGCAACUAGCUGCGCGCCCGGGACUGCCUAUGAGAUUGAUAUAUUGUAGAAAGUAAACAACUCAAACUAAGUAUAUAAAAUUAAAAAAAAUCACGCAAAUUCACCACGCCUUAGAAAAAGACAGUCACACAUUCGCAUUUUUAAUAUGAGUGAAUAUGGGUCAAUAUGGAAAUAAUAACAAUAAAAAUAAUUACAAAAUAAUUUCUAAAAUUUUAUUAAUUUUAGUGUCAUUCACAUUAUUAUUUAUAACCUAACGAGUUCCACAAUGUGUAAAUAUCAUUCAUAAAAAUACAGUGGAAUAAAAUAUAAAACAAAACCAAAUUAAAACUGUAUCUUAGUUAUUUAUUAGUAUUUUUAAUAAUGUAAAUCACGCUCAGUCAUUAAAUCCACAAAGACAUAUCUUUAUUUAUAACUAAUUUCAUUAUUGUAUGUCAGAUUUUAAUUAAUUAAUUUCUCACAUUUGCCAACAGUCAAUAAAUACUUUAAAGAUUGAUCUCAGUCAGUAUCAAUAUUUAGCCUCCCCUUCAAUAUAUUUUAUAAGUCGUUUGACAAAAGAUCAUUGUUCAAACCCCUUUCCUUGAUAAUCCGAGAUUAAAGUUAAAAAAAAACAUAAUUCACUCUUGGCAAAUAUGAAAAAAGCUAAUAUAAACAUUAUGUAUAAACGAGUAUAUGAAAUGGUGAAGGUUUUAAAAUGUAUCUACCUAUAUUACCUAUCUAUUUAAUAUAUUCUUAAAGAAAACAGUAGCCAUGUGUGAGGGAAUUCAGUUGCUUUACAGAAUAUAUAUUGUUAUUAUUAAGGCAUAUUUAAUUAAAGCCAAUGAGGAAAAUUGUAGAAACAUGUUCACUGUCGAUUUAUUUAAAGUUUUUAGCGCUCAUACAAUCAUAAUAUUUCCAAAUUGGUAUUGUGUGGAUCACAUACACCAAAAUACUGUCAGUUUUAUGUAUUCCAUUGAUAAAUAUAAUACAUUUUGAUGUUGUCAUGUCUUAGUUAGAAAAAACUUGCUAAAGUGCGCUAGAAUUCUCCAAAAAUGCUUUCAAAUACUCAACUGUGAUUUUAAGACCAACUCAAUACGUAGAUAGAUUUUGUAU